Molecule: messenger RNA, 2631 nt
Organism: Pollicipes pollicipes
Lineage: Eukaryota; Metazoa; Arthropoda; Thecostraca; Pollicipedomorpha; Pollicipedidae
Product: telomerase protein component 1
Exons: 21
Biological process (GO): telomere maintenance via recombination
Cellular component (GO): telomerase holoenzyme complex
Molecular function (GO): protein binding; telomerase activity; telomerase RNA binding
Source: RefSeq, a predicted model, not a curated record
AUCGACACCGUGGUGGUGAUGGGCUCUGGCGCCGGCACCUGGCAGCUGAGUCGCACGCUGGAGCUGUACCGCCAGCUGGUCAACCCCGGUUUGCAGUUCAUCUCGAUCGACCUCACGCACACCGGACACGUGGACAACCAUCUGCUGGACGACCCUCGCAACAUCUCGCUCUUCGGCUUCAGCGACCAGAUCCUGCGGUUUGUGGCCGAGCGCGGCAUCACCGGCCAGCUGGCGGCCGUCGACGCCAUCGACGUCAAGUACAACCUGCGCCGCGACAUCCGGCUGCCGGCCAUCAACCUGCGCGAGGCCAUCCUAGCGUCGGAGGGCGGCGUCGGCGUGGCCAGGUGGCGCACCGUGCGCGUCUUCAUCUCGUCCACGUUCGUGGACAUGCACGGCGAGCGGGACCUGAUCAUCCGCCACGUGAUGCCCGAGCUGCGCAGCCGCGCGCGCGCCCUCCGCCUCGACCUGCAGGUGGUGGACCUGCGCUGGGGCAUCACCGUCGAGGACGCCGCCGCCGCCAGGCAGGUGGAGCUCUGUCUGUCCGAGAUCGACCGCUGCCAGCUGUUCGUGGGUCUGCUGGGCGCACGCUCCGGCCGCGUGGCCGACACAGAGACGGCCGACCUCUCGCUCACGGCGUUGGAGAUGCUGUACGCCACGCGGGAGCCGGAGCGGGCCCGCCAGAUGGCCGUGUUCUACCAGCGCGAAGACAGCUUCCUCAGCGGAGUCCCCGGCCACUUCAUGGAACAGUUCUCGGAUCUGGCGGCGGGCCGCCGCCGCGUGGCCCACCUCCAGGCCGAGAUUCAGUCCCGCGGCUGCGCCAUCACCAAGUACAGCGCCAACUUCGGCAGCCUGGGAGGCGGCAGGCACGGCGCCCUCGCUCUGCAGACGUUUGGCGAGAACAUCAUGAAGACACUGUGGAACACGUUGCAGUCGCUCUACCCCCUGGAGGCGACGACAUGCGACCUGGUGACCGAGGAGUACACGCUGCAGCACGAGUUCGGCCUCGCCCAGAAGCUGGUGGGACGCCAGGGCCGGCUGGCCACGACCGUGGAGCUGGUGGAGCGGGGUCAGGGCCGUAUCAUCCUGGUGGCCGGCAAAGCUGGCAGCGGCAAGACCUGCUUCGUGGGCCGCGUGUACAGCCAGCUGUCCGAGUGCUCGGACCACCUGAGCCGCCUCCUGGUGCCGGCCUUCUGCUCGGCGGGUGUGCACACGUGGGUGCUGGUGCUGGACGGACUGGACGCCCUCUGGCAGGCCGAGGGCGAGGCUGCCGUCGACUGGCUGCCUAUUGAGAUGCCCAAGAAUGUGACGCUCCUGAUAAGCGCCGACGAGGGCAGCGCCCUGUAUCGCCGCAUCAACUCCAAGCUCAUGGUGACGUCAGUGAACCUCGGCACACUCAGCCUUUCCGAGCGCGCCGGCUUGGUGCGCGAGAUGCUGCAGCACCACAGCAAGACACUGGAGGAGAAGGCGUGGAACAACCAGCUGCGCACGCUGACGUCCAAGCGCGGCGCCUGCGACCCGCUCUACCUGCAGCUGGCCUGCGAGGAGCUGCGCACCUUCGGCGAGUUCGACCAGCUGAGCGCCAAGCUGGCCUCGCUGGGCCAGACGGUGCCGGCGCUGACGCAGGACGUGAUCGGCCGCCUGGAGGAGACCUUCGACGGCCAGCUGGUGCGGCUGGCGCUCGGCGCGCUCACCAUCUCACAGCACGGUCUGGCCGAGGACGAGCUGUUCGACUUCCUGAAGGAGCAGUCGCGUGCCUGGUCGCCGCAGCCGCUGACCCAGUUCACGUUCACCAGCCUGCUGAGGUCGGGAGAGUGCCUGCUGCAGCGGUCGGCGGCGCCCGGCCAGCCGGCGCUGUUGCGGGUGGCGCACGCGGAGAUGGCUCGCGUCAUCCGCUCCCGCUACAUGGCCGGGCCGCAGGGCCCUGCCGCAGUGCGCGAGCUGGCCCAGCAGCUGGCAGAGUUCUUCGAGUGUCGCAGCGGCCUGUCGGAGGAGACGUUCAGCUGGCAGGUGCCGCCGGGCGUGCUGCAGGCGCUGCCGUUCUUCUGGGGCCUGGCCGAGGACAUGGACGAGUACCGGCGUGUCGUCUGCUCGCUCAGGUACCUGAUGCUGAAGGCGCAGGCCGGGCUGGCGGCCGAGCUGCUGGGGGACCUGCGCGCCGCCCAGCUGCCCGACUCGCCGGCGCGCCGGCUCUACCUGGAGCACCCGCACGUGCGCGAGGUGACCGAGUUCGUCUCGCACAGCCUGCACCUGUUCUUCAGGUCCCCCAGCCUGGUGCUACAGCAGGCGCUGAACGAGCCGGCCGACAGCUGGCUGCGCGGCCUGGCCGAGGAGCUGAUCCUCGGCAGCAGCCGGCCGCCGGGCUCGGCGCUGCUGCGGCUCAGCUGCCAGCCGCGCGCCUCCGUCCAGGAGCCGCGCCCCUGCCAGAUGACCAUCAGGCCCGGAGAGCCGGUGACGGCGGUCGUGGCGGACCCGAACGGCGAGGAGCUGUUCAUCGGCCAGCCCAGCGGCGCCGUGCGACUGUACAACCUGGCCUCGGGCCGCGAGACCCGCAGCUUCGUCGGCCACGGAGAGCCCAUCACAAGUCUGGCGCUGCUGGCGGACGGCACGCUGCUGGUGACUGUGGUGUCCUAG